This is a messenger RNA of Mercenaria mercenaria, 3862 nucleotides long. RefSeq names its product conserved oligomeric Golgi complex subunit 1-like. The record is from RefSeq and is a predicted model, not a curated record. Gene Ontology annotation, cellular component: Golgi apparatus; COG complex. NCBI's taxonomy places the organism in Eukaryota, Metazoa, Mollusca, Bivalvia, Venerida, Veneridae. The transcript has 28 exons. The coding region runs from base 56 to 2974 and encodes 972 amino acids. Gene Ontology annotation, biological process: intra-Golgi vesicle-mediated transport.
CGGAAAUCGGUAUUUACAGUUCAUUAAUGGGAGAUAAUUAGAUGAUAUUGCCAACAUGUCAAAAAAUGAAACUAAAAGUUUGCCAGUCCAUGAAAUGGACACAAACAUACUGUUUGAGAAGUACUCAGUGGACGAAAUUAGGGAUAUAGAAAAAAGAACUAGAGCUGAUAUUGAAAGAAAGAAGGAAGAUUUGAGAACCAUGGUGGGGGAGAGAUACAGGGAUCUGAUUGAAGCUGCUGAUACUAUAGCUGAGAUGAAAAACAGUGCUGAAAAAGUGAUGUCUACCAUAGGAAGGAUUGAGACACUGUGUACUGAACUGAAGAACAACCAGAUGGUGAAAAGUUCUUCUCUACAACAGAGAAAGAAACUGGAGAUAGAAAACAGGAGAAAGGAAGAAGCAAAGUUUCAUGAGGUGGCCUCACAGAUAAAACUGCUCCUGGAUAUACCUGAAAAGAUGUGGACAUGUUUAGACUGUGAGGAUUAUUUGUCAGCCAGUAGACUGUACCUUCUAGCUCAACAUAUCAACACCAGUCUGCAGCUCACAUCCCAGAAUGCUCCAAACUUCCUGUACUGGUUCCCAGUGCUUAACAGACAGUGGGCAGCAAUCAGCCACUUCAAGAUUACCAUAUUGCAGGGAUGCAGAAGACUGAUAAAGGAGACUAAAGUAUCAGAUCAGAAAAUAGCAGACAGUUUGUGUUCUAUAUUGUUGUUGGAGAACUCCAAUCCCCGUCAAGUCUUCAAUGAAUUCCUGCUGGCUAGAACAUCUGCAAUACAACAGUUGUUUCAUGUGAACAGUGAUUCAUUGGGAACGAAGGAUCAGAUAUGUACUGUGGUCCAGCUGAUCACAACAACAGUACAUCAGAUAUAUGCCGUGUUCUAUACACAUGGACAGGAAGACACACACAGUGAUGCUGCGUCAACAAAUCUGUUGCUGAGGACACUUACGAAAGUGACCACACAGAAACAACAUGAGAGUGGUUUACUGGAUUUACACAGCUCAGUGUCAGCUCGAUGUCUCCCUACAUCAGUCACUGAUUUUUGUCCAAGCCAUAAGUCUGUAUCACUGGGUGUAUCAGAACAACAUCUCCAUGACAACUGUACACAAUGGAUACAAACGUGUAUAAAUGAUGUGAAAUCAGGUGUGAGCACACUAUUGAGCUUUGUGAACACAGUGAAACACCUUGCUUCUAUCAGAGAUACAGUCUGGGAGCUCAUGUCACAGGACACAAACCUGAAUGAUUGGACAGUUGUCUGCAAAAGGGUUCUUAGUAGCUCCCUCCACAUUUGGGAUGAUCUCCUUAGACCACUGUUUGUCGACAGAGUCAAGGCAUUGAUCAAGUACCAGCUGGAAGCUACAGUAGAGGUCACUGAGAGACAGAUGAAUAAAGUCAUCACAGAACUAGAUGAUGAAUAUAGCAGUCGAUUAUGUGCUGAUACUGACCUGGCUAGUUACAUUUGGUCGGAGAGUCCCGGAGACAUAGCUGCCAAUACUGCCUGGGGUAUUGCAGGGUCAAGAUCACUGUUAGAAAGUGGAGGACUGAUGAUGAAAGCAAAGGCUUAUACUCCAAUUGUACAAACUUUUUGUAAGACAUUUGAUGACAAGUUGGAAGGUAUCAGUGAGGAUUACAAGUUCUACAUUUUCACUGAUACGGAAACGUUCAGUAUAGCGCCAGAAACCAGUCCAUUCAACAGAUUCUCAGAUUCCACAAACCUGCUCACGUUUCUACAGACAUCUUGUCUAGAAUGUGUACAAGGGAUUUUAGAGUUUCUGACAAAGUUACUGGAUGACUGUAAAAGUAAGCUGUCUGGCUCACAGCAAAGAUGUUCAAAUAUUGGAAACAAGUUGUUGUUGUCUGGGAGAUUAUGUGCAGCCAUGUGUGACCUAACUCCACAUUUACAGCAGUGUAUGAUGGGAAGUGAGCAAGUCUCUAGACAGGAUAGGUCUGUGUUGAAGAGGUCCACCUCAGGACGACAUGUAGUUGGAAAACAGGAUUCUAACAUAAUGUGGGAGAACAUAAAAUCUCAGCUUGUAAAAUACCAGCAUACUGCAUUCAGGUUAUGGAUAGACCAUGUGAUAGAGGUGGGACUGAGACAGUUCACAACUGCAGUCAGUGCUGAAACCCCAGCUCAUCUUGCUGCAACUUGUUCUAAAUGGGACGAGGUUUCUAUUGAGGAGGAGACAGAGGACGGCAAGAAAAUCACAUCUAAAAUAUCGGUUCCCAUGCAGGCCUCCUGGUACCUGAUGUCUCUGUUGUAUAGUCUGUGUAAUGAUUUAAACAACAUUGGUGGACAUGCUGUUGCCAGGAGUGUUCUGGAACACCUGGUGUGUGGUCUAUCAGAUGGUAUCAUCAGCACAUACAGGGAUGUGUUAGACCAGUCUACACAAACACAGGAACAUUGUCUGAAUCAACAGAGGGCACUUCAGCUCAUAUUUGAUGUGAAGUUCCUCCGUAUGAUCAUACCUAGAAAAGAUGAUAGUCAGGAGAGUAAGAAGUACCAGAAGAAGGUAGAGGAAGUUUUGACAAAGCUGGAGGAGAUUGUGGACCCGUUUGAUCUUGAUGUUUUCUCUCCAUUUAUACAGGGAAAUUUGACAAAAGUUCUUCAAAGAUCUGCUGUGUUGCUCGGUGGAUUAACGAGUUUGGAUAAGUCAGGAUUGUAUGGACUGACGACACGGCCGGCUCCCAGCUCACAGCAAGAGCAGCAUAAUGUUCUCAUGUUAUCUACGUGUCACAGCCGGUUCUCACUGCUUCCACUCAGUGUACAGCAGUCUAGAAUGGGGGUACCGCAACCUGUGAUCAGUCAGACAUUAUAUAGGGGUAGUGAGACGAGUGGUCCCACCUUGACAGAGACUGCGGCAGCAGUUCUUCCACACAAUGUGCAGCAGAAAAUGAAUUCCAGUUCUUCUUUCUAUGAUCGUAUAGGCAGCAUGUCAGACAUAUCUAACUGGUUCUCUAACAUAGCACAUAAAUCAUAAGUGCCUGCCUGACUAUAAAAACAACACUUCACUGGUACAAAAGUUGAAACAUAAAUCAUAGUGCCAUCCAUGUCUAUAAAACUAGACUUGACUGGUACAAGAGUUGAAUUGCUGAGGUACCAGUACUUUGCACAACCUUGGUUUCCCCAAGUUUUUCUUGUGCAAGCUUAAUUUUUGUUCUGUUGAACUCGUGAUAGUGUUUUUGAAUGAAUAUGCAUUUUAAAGUCUUGUUUCAGUUGUAUAAAGUGUAUAAAGGAGCAUAUCACUAACUGUUAUCACAGUACUCUGGUGUUUAUUGUAUAGUUGGGACAUUGUAGACAGAGAAUGCCGUUUAUAGCUGGAACUCGAGUUGAUAUAUACAUAUUUGAUUUUAUUUAUUUUAUACAUGUCUCAGUUGUUAUAACCAGUAAUUAUUAUGAGUCAUGCUACAGUGAAACUUCAGAAAGGGACAGUGCUGUAAACUGAUUUUGAAAAACUAAAAUAUAUGGUACAAAACGAUCUGUGAUAAAAAUGGUUAAGAUAUGUGUAUAUUCACAAGUGGUGUCUGAAGUUAAUGUAAACUCGUAAUUUGACAUAGAAAACAGAGCUUUAACCCACAAUUUCAUGGUACUGGAAUUUUUUUUUGUUUUAAAGAUACAAAAUUCAACUCCAUUAAGCACUGUGAUUAAUAAAGUUUUAUGUUUUUAAUAUUCAUAAAAUAACUUAAUGCAUUUUUCCAGUGUUUAUUGAGAGGGAUGAUUUUGUCAGUAUUUCUGCUGGGUUUCAUAAAUCAAUAUCGUGAUUUAUCUCGACAGUUUGGUUUCACAGUAGAGGACUAUUUCUAUGUACAAGUGGGAAAUUAAAAUCAUUGGUUUUUCUCUAUGUAAAGUGAAUAAAUUAUUAUGAUAA